AUGGCAGAAGCAAUCAUUGGCACCACGAUGGCGCGGACGUCACUCAACAAUCGAAUGGAUUCGUCAUCCUUUAUCAUCCGCUCAGUGUUCAAUGUACAUCUUACCAAGUCCCAACAUAUUGACUACACCAGCAACUUCAUCAGAAGAGGAUGUCCAGCAACUCGAACAAUACACACAGCUCCCAUCACUCAUCGAGGUCAAGGUGAA
Molecule: messenger RNA, 207 nt
Organism: Acytostelium subglobosum LB1
Lineage: Eukaryota; Evosea; Eumycetozoa; Acytosteliales; Acytosteliaceae
Exons: 1
Source: RefSeq, a predicted model, not a curated record